Colletotrichum spaethianum is the source of this 1128-nucleotide messenger RNA. RefSeq lists its product as uncharacterized. The transcript is spliced from 2 exons. The coding region runs from base 1 to 1128 and encodes 375 amino acids. Lineage: Eukaryota; Fungi; Ascomycota; Sordariomycetes; Glomerellales; Glomerellaceae. The record is from RefSeq and is a predicted model, not a curated record.
AUGUCGACGCCGACAGCUGACCCCAACGCAGUUUUGUUCGGCGCUGCGCAGAACGUCAGCCGUCGGGUCCUUACAGUUAUAUGCUGGAGCAACGUUUCAACCUCGAUCGCCUUCCUCUUGUUACGUUUAUUCCUACGCUGGCGUCGCAAUCACUGCUUUCUUCGUGACGACUACUGGAUGAUUCUCGGCUGGUUAUGUAUUCUGACGAUGGCCAUCCUGCAGAUGGAGCAGAACAGCCCGUUGUAUUACAUUGUUCAUCUACAAGCGGGACGCUUCAUUCCCACCUCCGAGGAGGAGAAGAAACAGCAGGUGGAGCAGUACCUACGUUGGUCGUAUGCAUUGAACUUCAUUUUCUGGACGGGAUUAUGGGCAGUGAAAGCAAGCAUCUUGAACAUCUUCUUCCAUCUUGUCAGCCCAGUUCUGUUGCUUCGAAAACUGUGGUAUUGGGUCGCUAUUUUCACUUUCCUUGCCUACAUUGGGGGAUGGGUGGCUGGCUCACUCAUAUGCGACCACUUUACUGAUCUCUUUGUUGCAGGCAAAUGCACUUCGCCACAAGAAUUUUGGCUUGCUCGCUUCAGCGUUUUCUACGCAACCGCCGCCGACAUCACAACUGACUUGUUGAUCAUGAGUCUUCCCAUCACGAUGCUGCCUUCGCUACAACUCGACAUCAAAAAGAAGAUUGGUCUCGGCGUGGCUUUUAGCCUUGCGUUGGUCACAAUUCUCACCUCUAUUAUCCGAAUGACACAGGUUCUGAAGGGUGAUACAUUGGACAUGGUCGGGCUGGCCACUUGGAGCAUAACCGAGCUUGGUGUCGCCAUCAUUGUGGGAUCACUGCCGCCCUUGAAAGUCCUUCUUGCCAGCGGCUUCAAAAAAUACAACAGGAGCAGGAAAAAUCACCAAAAGCCUUACAUUAAAGACAAUGGCAAUAGUUAUCGCCCUGAUACGACGACUCGUUCUGUCAUGGUCGCCGAAUCCAUUCCGUUGGACAAUAGGCACAGAAGUGAGCAACUCGAGGGAGGUAUAUACGUUCUUAAAACAUGCGAUGUGCAUUUUGAGGGCGAAGACAGGGCAAGAAAUGAAGGAGAAGACGUAAUUAUGACAAAGGACCCUCCUACAGACAAGGCCUGA